CCAGUCAGCCCCGUUGCUAUGGGGACUGGUGGACGGCGAGGGGGGAAAGCCCCGGAUGUUCGUUGGGGAUUCAACAUGGCGGCGGCAGUGGCCGUGGUGGCGGCGGCACAAGAGAGCUGAGGGCGGCGUGAGGGCGCCGAUUUCCGGGCCGAGCAGCUAGGCCGCGAGCGACUGCGGUGCCGAGCCGGCUCCACGUGGUCCCGUCCACCCUCUUCUCCUGCUGGACUGUCGCAUCCUCCUCCUCCCAGGUGUCCCUGCUCCUGCCCUGCCCCCCCCACACAGCCACCGGGAGCCUGUGAACACCUGAGUCUGGCCACAUCCCUCCCCUGCUCAGAACCUUCCUGUUGCUCCGUCUCACUCAGAUGAGUAACCCGAAGCCCCAAGAGGAGACUUCUCGUGCCCAAGGGCACUUCUAGCACAGCCAGCAUCAAACCAGGCCUGCCGGUAGGAGCCCAAAUCUGCACCCUCACCACGCUGAGAGCCUGGCGCCAUGUUUGGGAAGAAGAAGAAGCGGGUUGAGAUCUCGGCACCGUCUAACUUCGAGCACCGCGUGCACACGGGCUUCGACCAGCACGAGCAGAAGUUCACGGGGCUGCCCCGCCAGUGGCAGAGCCUGAUCGAGGAGUCAGCUCGCCGGCCCAAGCCCCUCAUCGACCCCGCCUGCAUCACCUCCAUCCAGCCUGGGGCCCCCAAGACCAUCGUGCGGGGCAGCAAAGGCGCCAAGGAUGGGGCCCUCACGCUGCUGCUCGACGAGUUUGAGAACAUGUCGGUGACGCGCUCCAACUCCCUGCGGAGAGACAGCCCGCCGCCACCCGCCCGUGCCCGCCAGGAAAACGGGAUGCCCGUGGAGCAGGCCGCCACGGCCAGAGGGGGCCCAGAGAAGGCGGGCGGUCAAGGCUGGGUCGCCGGUCGCAGCGAGGCGGGUGGCAGCAGUGGAGACAGGCGGCGGGUGGGGCCGGACAAGAGGCCCAAGUCUUCCAGGGAGGGCUCAGGGGGGCCCCAGGAGUCCUCCCGGGACAAGCGCCCCCUCUCUGGGCCUGACGUCGGCACCCCCCACCAGCCUGCCGGUCUGGCCAGCGGGGCGAAAGUGGCAGCUGGCCGGCCCUUUAACACGUACCCGCGGGCCGACACGGACCACCCAUCCCGGGGCGCCCAGGGGGAGCCUCACAACGUGGCCCCCAAUGGGCCAUCGGUGGGGGGCCUGGCCGUCCCCCAGUCCUCCUCUGCCUCCCGGCCCCCCGCUCGAGCCCACGGCCCCCCCAGCCCUGGAGUGCUGGGCCCCCACGCCUCCGAGCCCCAGCUGGCCCCUCCAGCCCGCACCCUCGCCGCCCCCCCUGCACCCCCCGCCCCUGGACCCCCCGGACCCCGCUCGCCACAGCGGGAACCCCAGCGAGUGUCCCACGAGCAGUUCCGGGCUGCCCUGCAACUGGUGGUGGACCCCGGCGACCCUCGCUCCUAUCUGGACAACUUCAUUAAGAUCGGCGAGGGCUCCACGGGCAUCGUGUGCAUUGCCACCGUGCGCAGCUCGGGCAGGCUGGUGGCCGUCAAGAAGAUGGACCUGCGCAAGCAGCAGAGGCGCGAGCUGCUCUUCAAUGAGGUGGUGAUCAUGAGGGACUACCAGCAUGAGAACGUGGUGGAGAUGUACAACAGCUACCUGGUCGGGGACGAGCUCUGGGUGGUGAUGGAGUUCCUGGAGGGAGGCGCCCUCACCGACAUCGUCACCCACACCAGGAUGAACGAGGAGCAGAUCGCCGCCGUGUGCCUGGCCGUGCUGCAGGCCUUGUCCGUGCUCCACGCCCAGGGGGUCAUCCACCGGGACAUCAAGAGCGACUCCAUCUUGCUGACCCACGAUGGCAGGGUGAAGCUGUCGGACUUUGGGUUCUGUGCCCAGGUGAGCAAGGAGGUGCCCCGGAGGAAGUCCCUGGUCGGCACGCCCUACUGGAUGGCCCCGGAGCUCAUCUCCCGCCUCCCCUACGGGCCAGAGGUGGACAUCUGGUCUCUGGGGGUGAUGGUGAUCGAGAUGGUGGAUGGGGAGCCCCCCUACUUCAAUGAGCCACCCCUCAAAGCCAUGAAGAUGAUUCGGGACAACCUGCCACCCCGACUGAAGAACCUGCACAAGGUGUCGCCAUCCCUGAAGGGCUUCCUGGACCGCCUGCUGGUGCGUGACCCGGCACAGCGGGCCACGGCGGCUGAGCUGCUCAAGCACCCAUUCCUGGCCAAAGCGGGCCCGCCCGCCAGCAUCGUGCCCCUCAUGCGCCAGAACCGCACCAGAUGAGGCCCAGCGCCCUGACCCUGAACCAAAGAGCCCCUUGGGUCACCCCUGCCCUGCCAGAGGCCAGUGGAGGGCCGGCCCCUGCCCCUCCCAGCCCAGGAGACACUCUGUAUGGCACUGCCCUCCUUGCUGGGGGGUGUGCGGGACCCUACUACUGAACUGCCGUUUUGAUUUUGGGACUUUUAAAAAAGCGCAGGGACUUGUGGGAGCACACGAGGCUCCCAGGACCCGCCAACCCUCUGGGACAGGCCCGCCCCAGUGUUGUCCUGUCUCCAGGAAGGACGGGCAGCCUUCCCAUCACUGGAAAUCUGCAGUGGGGGCCGCCAGGGGUGGAGACAACACUACGAAAGAGGUGUGUGUGCGUGUGUGUGUGUGUGUGUGUGUGUGCGUGCGCACGCGCGUGUGUGUACACGCAUGUGUGCAUGUAGAAGGUCCAGCUCCUCUGUCCUCCAGCCUGCGAGUGCGUGUCUCUGAGACCUCGCCUGAUCCACAGCCCCUCCCCCCUGAGCCAUUGCGGGGGUCGAUCAUGAAUGUCUGAAGAGUGGCCUUUUCCCUUCGCCCCACACCCCUCUCUGUGGCUGGAUGCGGAGACAGGGGUCAGGGCUUCCCACCCACCCCCAGCCUCUGCAGAACAUGACUACUGCACCUGGAACAGCCUCCUCUUUUCUAGAAGUCUAUUUAUAUUGUCAUUUUAUAACACUCUAGCCCCCAUCUGGGGACGGAUGGUCCCUGUCCCGCGGGGUGGCACCGGGGACAGGACCACUGCUUGAAGAAUCGGGUUCCUGCCCCCUCAGCACAGCCCCGCCCACCCCUCCCUCAACUUAGUUUUACAA
Molecule: messenger RNA, 3105 nt
Organism: Delphinapterus leucas (beluga whale)
Lineage: Eukaryota; Metazoa; Chordata; Mammalia; Artiodactyla; Monodontidae
Gene: PAK4
Product: p21 (RAC1) activated kinase 4
Biological process (GO): protein phosphorylation
Molecular function (GO): protein serine/threonine kinase activity; ATP binding
Source: RefSeq, a predicted model, not a curated record